AGAAACCCUAGGAUCACUGCGCCGGCCUCGCCACGAUCUCAGACUGUAAAUGAACCUCAUCGAGAUUUCAUCGUUGAUGAUUACCUUCGCUUGAUCCAUUUGACGCUUACUUCGACGACAUUCUCCCCAGAUUCUCCGGACCUCCUCUCCUUUUCCCCGUUCGUGUUCCAGCCCUAGUGCAGCUUCGCCUAACUCCAACAAAUUGCAGACAUUUACCAGCGGCGGCCUAGAGACAUGCGAUAACUUAUGAGACAUAUCUGCGGAGCCGGCUUGUUGAUCUUGGGUUGCGAUCAUGGCACAGAUCAGCAAGGACAAUCCACAUGGCCCUUCGAUCGAUGCGAUGCUACGCGGUCUCACCGAACGGCCUAACGUGCAGUCUACUCUGAUACUAUCGAGAAAAGAUGGAUCAAUCAUACGAGCUACAGGACUCGAUCGCUUGGGAAAACCGGCCACUUCGAGCACAGAUGCUUCCUACCGGUGGACGUCGCCUCAGCAAGACCCAAGGCCUGAGGCCGAUACGGACGGAACAAACAAACGAGGGGAUGUGAAUGACACUGGCAGCAAGCCACAGCCAGCAGAAGUACUUGCCGCAUCUGUAUUUCAAUUUGUCAACAGUGCCAGCUCUUUAGGACAAACACUUGGAAGCACGUCUCGUAAUAUCUUUGGUGGAGACGCACCACUCACAACAGCAGGAUACAACGCCAUAUCCAACGGAUCAAAAAAGGAGGUGGUUGACGAAGAGAUAGAUUUCCGGGAUAGCGAGGACGAGGUUCAAUUGCUUCGCCUGCGCAUCAAACACCAAGAGAUUAUUAUUUUCCCCGAUGCCAAUUACAUUUGUUGCGUGGUCCAGAGAGCGGGCAAAGCAAGCAAUGCCGUGGAAAGCAGAAGGUAACAGCCUCCACAAGGCGUUACGACAUUCUCAGCUGGAGGUUGUUGACGCUUGACUCGAGUCAGUCACUAGGCAACGUGGACGAUGUCAUUCCUCAACGAACUGCAGAUCGAAACUACAAUUGCAUUGUUGUGUCCAGGAUAGCGAUAAGGCUGCACGCAACCACAUGCAGACACAUCAUGCAAUGUAACACUAAAAUCACAUGGGAGUUGAAAUGGUCCAAGGAACGUCUUCAAUGGUAAUUUAUGAAGGGCACAGAAUCCGAUCGAGUCGUGGUGGCCUUCUUUGAUUGACUUAGUGCCAUGGACGGUUUAUCUUUUGGCAAAGACGUUGUCCUGUUAUCGCACAGACUGAUGCUUAUCAACCCCAAGUUCGUGCUGUACCUCCCCUUAUCACAGCCUCGCUAGCCUAUCGAACUCGAGAACAAGAGCCUGCUAUCACUUGGAUACUUAUCAC
Exophiala oligosperma is the source of this 1345-nucleotide messenger RNA. RefSeq lists its product as uncharacterized. Gene Ontology annotation, molecular function: dynein intermediate chain binding. The record is from RefSeq and is a predicted model, not a curated record. The coding region runs from base 293 to 892 and encodes 199 amino acids. Gene Ontology annotation, cellular component: cytoplasmic dynein complex; cytoplasm. NCBI's taxonomy places the organism in Eukaryota, Fungi, Ascomycota, Eurotiomycetes, Chaetothyriales, Herpotrichiellaceae. Gene Ontology annotation, biological process: microtubule-based movement. The transcript has 2 exons.